GAUCAAACUCUCCAUUUUCAAAUGGAAAUCAUUGAAGACGAUGCUUCUUCUUCUUCCGCUUCUUCCUCUUCAUCUUCCCAAAAGGACACCAAUAAAAUAGUUGUUCCGCCAUUGAUGAAGAGAAAGGCCGGAAGGAAGAAGUUUAAAGAAACCAGACACCCGAUCUAUCGAGGUGUUCGACUACGAAACGGCACGAAAUGGGUGUGUGAAAUUCGUGAGCCCAGCAAGAAAUCAAGAAUAUGGUUGGGUACGUUCCCAACCCCAGAAAUGGCAGCUAGGGCUUUUGAUGCUGCAACCCUAUCCUUACGUGGUGAUAAGUCACCACUAAACUUUCCGGACUCCGCCCAUCUGGUUCGACGGGCUAAGUCAUCAUCGGUUCGUGAUAUUCAAGAGGUUGCUAUGGAAGCCGCUAUUGCUUUUGGUCCAAAACGGUUUGAAAAUAGCUCGGUAUUGGCGUCGACGUCUUUACGGAGCGAACAGGUGGUGGUGGAGGUGGCGGAGACGGCGUUUGUCGACGAAGAGGUGUUGUUUAAUAUGCCGAGCUUUUACAAUAGCAUGGCGGAGGGAUUGGUUAUUACACCACCAGGAAUGAAAAAAGGGUUUGAUUGGAACGAUGAGUUUGAUUCUGACAUAGAUUUGACUCUCUGGAGAUACUAAAGAAACCCGAUGAAGCAAGAAAAUAAGAGACAUACGAUUAGUUUAAUUCAGUUUUUAUUUUACAAGUUUAUACGAAUCCUUGAUUCUUCACAAAAUCUGUUUUUUUGGAUCUCAUAUUAAUAUGUGGAUAUGUCAUC
Messenger RNA from Cynara cardunculus var. scolymus (artichoke), 794 nucleotides. Its product is annotated as dehydration-responsive element-binding protein 1B-like. The transcript has a single exon. The coding region runs from base 22 to 657 and encodes 211 amino acids. Gene Ontology annotation, biological process: regulation of DNA-templated transcription. The record is from RefSeq and is a predicted model, not a curated record. NCBI's taxonomy places the organism in Eukaryota, Viridiplantae, Streptophyta, Magnoliopsida, Asterales, Asteraceae. Gene Ontology annotation, molecular function: DNA binding; DNA-binding transcription factor activity.